This is a messenger RNA of Entrophospora sp. SA101, 281 nucleotides long. The record is from the annotation of a GenBank genome assembly. Lineage: Eukaryota; Fungi; Glomeromycota; Glomeromycetes; Entrophosporales; Entrophosporaceae.
AUCAUAAAACCAUAACUACUUUAUGGGAAAAUGGCAUUCAUGAUGCCUGUACUUUGCAUGAAUUAACUUCUAUUCCACUUUCUACAAUAUAUUAUUAUACUAAAAAACUUAGUAAUGGGAUUUCUUUAGAUCCUGGACAAUGUUCUGAGAGACCCAGAAAAAUUUCACCUAAACAAUGUUGUCACUUCAGACAACUUGUUUUGAAGAAUAAGUUUUCUGCAUCCACUGAACUUGCAAAUAUUUUAAAUAAAUAUCAUUCUAAUCUCAAUAUUAGUAGUUAG